CCAACCUCUGAACAAAAUCCUCCCACCAUCUGUUGUGUCACUUCUGCUGGAGACUCUGCAGGAACCGAGGACAGGCUGACAGCAGGUAAAGGAAAGGCCGAUACCAUGGAAAUCGCUUCAAAUCAGAAUGUGGAGUUUGUGCGAACGGGCUACGGCAAGAACAUGGUGAAGGUGCUGGUGAUCAGGAGACAAGGGAGCCACCACUACAUCAUCGAGCUGACAGCUGACGUGCAGCUCACACUCAAAACACGCAAGGAUUAUUUACAAGGAGACAACUCGGACAUCAUCCCCACAGACACCAUCAAGAACACUGUGCAUGCUCUGGCCAAGCUGAAGGGGGUGAAGACCAUUGAGGAUUUUUCUCUAGACAUUUGCAAUCAUUUCCUGACCUCUUUCAACCAUGUGCUGAGGGCCAAGGUUCACAUGGAGGAGGCUCCUUGGAGGAGGCUGGAGAAGAAUGGAGUCCAGCAUGCUCAUGCAUUCAUCCUCAGUCCAGAAGCUUGCCACUUCUGUGAUGUAGAGCAGAACCUCAAUGGCAUACCUGUGGUUCAUAGUGGGGUGAAGAACAUGACAGUGCUGAAAACCACCCAGUCUGGUUUUGUGGGUUUCCUGCGAGACCGCUUCACUACCCUGCAAGAGGCCAAGGAUCGGUGUUUCUGCACCUCUGUCUAUGCUAGGUGGCGCUACAGCAAGAUUCAGGGUCUGGACUUUGAUGCUGCAUGGAAUUGUGUGAAGGAGACAAUUAUUGAGAAGUUUGCGGGGCCUUAUGAUAUUGGAGAGUUCUCACCGUCUGUUCAGAAGACCCUUUACGAAACACAGGUCUUGGUGCUGGAUAGAGUUCUUGAAGUGGAUGAAAUAGAGAUCGUCAUGCCAAACCAGCACUACUUCACCAUAGACAUGACAAAAAUGGGCAUCAGCAACAAAGAUGAAGUUCUUCUCCCCCUGGACAAUCCUUCUGGCAACAUAACAGGGACAGUGCGCAGAAAACAGGCCAAGCUGUGAAGUCCUGACAGAAAACAACAUACUAUCUGAACAAGCAGAUUUACUACAAAAGCACGUAGAGCUUUUCAACAACUCAUAAAGCUAACACACCCUUCAUUUGAAUAAAAGCAGAGAUGUACAGAUACA
Molecule: messenger RNA, 1128 nt
Organism: Cheilinus undulatus (humphead wrasse)
Lineage: Eukaryota; Metazoa; Chordata; Actinopteri; Labriformes; Labridae
Gene: uox
Product: urate oxidase
Exons: 8
Coding region: 106-1002 (298 amino acids)
Biological process (GO): purine nucleobase catabolic process; urate catabolic process
Cellular component (GO): peroxisome
Molecular function (GO): urate oxidase activity
Source: RefSeq, a predicted model, not a curated record